Molecule: messenger RNA, 1083 nt
Organism: Zingiber officinale
Lineage: Eukaryota; Viridiplantae; Streptophyta; Magnoliopsida; Zingiberales; Zingiberaceae
Exons: 7
Coding region: 1-1083 (360 amino acids)
Cellular component (GO): plasma membrane
Source: RefSeq, a predicted model, not a curated record
AUGACGACGCCCAACAACCUUCCCAACGGCGGCCACCACCAGCGCCCACACCCUCCGCCCGACCCUCAGAGGCAGCACCACUACCUCGGCAUGCCCAUCGCCACCCCUUCCUCCUCCUCUUCCUCCGCUGCCUCCUUCAAGGGUUGCUGUUGCUGCCUCUUCCUACUCCUCACCUUCCUCGCCCUCCUCGCCGUCGCCGUCGCUCUCGUCAUCGUCCUCAUCCUCAAGCCCAAGAAGCCCCAGUUCGACCUCCAGCAAGUGGCCAUGCAGUACCUCCUCGUCGCUCCCACCGCCUCCCCUUUGGACCCCGGUUUCUCCGCCGGAGGGAACCCCCCUGCGGCCUACCUCUCCCUCAACAUCUCGCUGCUCUUCAUCGCGGACAACCCCAACAAGGUGGGAAUCCGGUACGAGGCGGCGGCGCUCGAUGUGAUGUACCGCGGCGUGCCGCUCGACGUGGCGACGGUGCCGGGCUUCGAGCAGCCUGCGCAUGGCAGCCGCCUCGUCCAGACCCACAUCGCUGUCGACCGCUUCAACGUGCUCCAGGCAGACGCGCUCAACCUCGUCUGCGACGCCGCCAUCAACGACCGCGUCGACCUUCGCCUCACCGGUGACGUCGCCGCCAAGAUCCUUCUCCUCGGCAUAUCCACCCCUAGGGUUCAGGAAUGCAUCAGAUUAAGGUAUUGUGGAUUUCCCCUGCUGCCGAUCACUGCUUCUUCACUUCUUGAAGAUGUGGAGGUCACGGGAGAGGAGGUAAGGGGGCUCUUGGUGGCUGUCGGCAGGGGUUCUUGUGGAGCUGUGAGUUUUGUUGGCUGCUAUAUCUUAAGCAACUUCCACCUUGCUCUGGUCAUGGAUUCUAGCAGUAGGCACUUCUUCACCUUGAUCCAAAUUUGGAAAUGCAUCAGAUUAAGGUAUUGUGGAUUUCCCCUGCUGCCGAUCACUGCUUCUUCACUUCUUGAAGAUGUGGAGGUCACGGGAGAGGAGGGGGCUCUUGGUGGCUGUCGGCAGGGGUUCUUGUGGAGCUGUGAGUUUUAUUGGCUGCUAUAUCUUAAGCAACUUCCACCUUGCUCUGGUCAUGGAUUCUAG